Messenger RNA from Hyaloperonospora brassicae, 4182 nucleotides. NCBI's taxonomy places the organism in Eukaryota, Oomycota, Peronosporomycetes, Peronosporales, Peronosporaceae. The record is from the annotation of a GenBank genome assembly.
AUGAGCGCGCGCUCGAGCUACAGCGGCUCGCCGCGGCAGCUCACAGUGAAUCAGAUGAAUCAGCUGUCGAUCCGCAGCCUCGAGGAGCUCAACCAGCUGUCGCAGGCCACGCGCGAGUUUGGCGAAGUGUACGCGGGCAGCAGUCCCCGCCGCGACGCGACCGCGCGGCGCAGUCCGCAGUUCCUCCAGCGCGUGUUUGACCCUUUGGAGAAGACGCGGCGCGACGAGGAGCGUCUGUUCCUCGUGCGCCUCUCGGGCAUCCAGUGCCGCAACCUCCAGGGCGGGCGCUUUAGCGGCAAGAGCGACCCGUACGUCGAGUUUCACUGGGACAGCGACCGGCCGGUGGACGUGAGUGCGUCGAGUGCGUCGCAGCGAAAAGAGCGCCUCAGUAGCUGUGCAACGGCCGACGCCACGCGCGUGCCGCCGUUUGCUACGCCCGUGAUCAAAGCCGACUUGAACCCGAACUACAAGGGCGUGCUCAUUACCUUUGAGUACAAGGCGACGCUGCGGGCGCUCGCGAGCAAGUUCUUGACGGUCAAGGUGUUUGCCAGCAAGUUGUUCCAGGCCGACCAGCUGAUUGGCCAGACGCACGUCGACUUGUGGAGCAUUGCCACGGGGCCGGUCCACCACGACCACCACUUGACGGGCUGUGAAAACGGACGCGUGGUGUUCAAUUGCUACAUGGAACAGUGCAGUGAGUGGGACAUUUCAGUGAGCGACGUGGGGGUCAUGAUGCCGGCCAUUGCGAACGAAUUGGACCGACCAGAAGGCCAUGACUUUCAAGAAGACGCGUCGUUGCCGCUGAAGAAGUUUGGCGUGAGCUACAAGUGCACGAUUGGCAUUAACGAGAAGUUUUACAUGGGCAAUACGCUCAAGCACGCAGUGAAGCGCGAGAUUGGCGAGAUUGACGAAGUUAGUUUCCAGGCGUUGGCUCGGUUAGCAGUCUUGUCGUCUCGUGUGUCGCGACCAAACACGCAAUCAAAGAGCGACGCCGGUGCCGACGAUGAAGUUGCUGCUGACUUGCUGGUCGCUCAAGACCCGAUCGGUGUGGGAUGGACGACAUCGUCGGACUACCUGCCUCCGAUCAAGCGGUACAGUACGUUUGACGAACUCAUGUCGGCAACGCUGACGUUGGAGGUUCGCCAGCUGUUAGUAGGUCGAGGUCAAAUGUCGACGGAUGCAGAUGAAGAGUUUGUGGGCUUGCUGGACAAGUACAAGAGCGAUACAUUGGCAACGUCAAGCACAGAUAUUCAGUUUGACGAAGAGAUCAAAAACACGAUCUUGUUCGGGCAAACGUGGCUUUCGUUGGAGAAAAUUUUCGAAGACGCAUUCCAAGAGCGGAUCAAGAAAAAGCAUGAUGCUGAUUCCGGUGACGAGACAAACGGGUUAGGAUAUCCCGACCAGUUUGUCACGAGCAAAUUCGAACACAGCCUCACAUUGAAGGGUCAUCAAGUUGGAGUAAUAUAUGGCACUAUCUUGUUCAAGCGCAUUCCCGACGUACGACAGCUCCGAUGUGGCGUGAACAGUGAGAAUGGUAUUUCUUCGUCAAGCGCUGUGAUUAUCGGAGCAGCAGCGGCAGGGCCUAAGAAGAACUUGCGCAGAUCGAAGGUGGUGAUCCCGAUAGAAGCUCAGCGUGUGUUGGAGAAAACGCAAGAUUUGGUGGAGCUGAUGGCAAACCGUCAAAAAGAUGACCAGGAAGCCAAGGUGCGGAAGGCGACAAAAAUACUGAAAAUGCUGCAAGUUUCGCACAAAGCGUCAAUGCUGUCGUGGGUGUACGUGUCUGCCAAGGCGCUGGAAGAGACGAAAAACAUUUUGUUACGGCUGUGGCAAUUUUUGCUGGAAAACAUUCGCGUUCGUCACUACACACUCAGGAAUGUGUUUUACGAGCUGCUUUUCUAUUUGGUAAAACGUGCCGAGCUGAGUGACUUACCGUUGCUGGGCUUUGACACGACUAUGGUGACAACGUUAUUGGGGAUCAAGCAUACGCACAAGGUUUCAAAGAAGGACCUGGAGUUUGCGCUGAAGUUGCGGGCGAUGCUCGUAGAGACCAAGUUUUGCGUCCUUCAGACGGUCUCUGUUCGUGGUGUGAUGAACAACAACCUGAUGUUUUUUGUAGCGAGAAUGUUAUCAGUUCUGUGUUUUCGGCUUCCGAGUUUCGGCGUGGAAAUAUACCAGUUGUGGUCGGAAUCAUACAAUGAACCGGUACCUGAGCUCGCCGCUGAGUUUCGAAUGAACGCCGUUGCAGAUUUGUUUGCAAUGGAUGGUUUGGAAGCUCAUUUGGACUGGCGACGGUUCCACAAAGCCGUUUUCGACGAGUACGGGGAGAAAGUGCUUCGGCAUCAAGAAGAGGAAGCGGAAGACAAGUACGAGAUAACUUCCGAAGCAUGGAAAUCGCGCUUCCGUCGGCUCGUCGGAGAGGCAAAUACGCUGAAUAUCUUGUUGGUGGAUCAGUGGUUGUGGUAUGUCCUGGACACGUUGGCUGUCCUCAAUCGAAAGAUUGGGUGGGUCCACUUGCCUGGAUACACUCAAGUGCUGAUGGUCUUCUUUCUGGAGUUGAAGACACAAAAGUCAGGCUGGCUUCCACCAACCCUUUACAAGUUAUCGUGCACGAUGCUGUCAAACUCGAGCUUGAUCAACCCCAUGACCAAGUUCUUGCUGAGCAGCACCAGCGUGCAUGACGUCUCAGCGGUUAUCGGUACUGUCGAACUGCUCGGAGUGUGGAUGUACAUGAUUCGGAGUUGGCGCGUUCGUCUAAGUUCGUAUUGCUUGUCGCAUUUGGAAAACAAUGAUCGCUGGAACUUCCACCAAGACGACCAAUACUCGAUUCCAGCCGGUGACGAGGUGUCAUUGCUUCCGCCGUCGUUCGAUUUUCGUUUCCUGUGUGCUGCAUUACGCAUUUUGCUGGACUCGGAACAUACUCAGGUUGUGUUGACAACGCUGGAGCUUUUGUACAACUGUUGGGAUUGCUUCCCGGAGCGACAUGCGGAAAAGCUUCGUAUUGAGCUGCUUCGGUCCUUCAUUCGACUGUUCCUACACUGGCACCGUGAAGUGCGUAGUUUCUUCCACACACUGAUUGCUUUCCGCGCUAUGAAGCCACAUGGAUGGACUCAGAAAGGGGCAUCGUUCGUGGACACACCGCCGCACAGCCGUCGACAAAUCGACGCCGUUGCUGCUGACUUCAACCAAUCUCUUGGAACCGAAGAGCCAAGUGAUACUGUGCGACGCUCGCGUUCGUCCAGUGCAAGCAACCUGGCAGAUUCUGGACACAAGCGACUCAGCUCGUCGUCACCGCGCUCAUCUCCACGAUCAGGAUCCAAUUUGUCCAUUACAAUAUCGUCACCAAGUAGCCGCGGGUUUGGCAGUGGCCACAGCACCCCCACUUCGGACUACAAAAGCGGAGACAGUUUUCAGUUAGACCGGCCGAAAGGACGCAGUGCAUCGGAAGACGGUCUCAACCGGUCGGAGUCCCUACAGCCCAAAAUGGACUCGAACAUUCAACUGAAGUUCAACCGACUGCUCGAGUCAGUCUACGUUGCUGCCAAAACAUACAUCGAGCGCCAGAGCGAGAACGGAAACCUGUUGCGAAAGCAGACGAUGCAGGCUACGUGGAAGAAGAAGGGUGUGCUGCUUAAGCAAGGGGCUAUUUACAAGACCACUUGGGAGAGCAAGUACUUUUCGCUUCAGAACAACAAGCUGGGUUACGCCGACACCGAACAAGGCCCAAUCAAGCGCGAGAUGAACGUUAUCGGCAGCGUGGUCUCGGAAGUGUCGAACCAGCUGGACCACUCUCAGGGAACGCGAGCUGUGCUCUUUUACUGUUUUUCCGUCGAUAGCGGUUACCAGAAGUUUGUGUUGUGUGCUCCAUCAUUUGAGGAGCAGCGGGAGUGGAUGGAAGUGUUGGCACAAAAUGCAACUGCGGAGACGGCGGUGCGAAGAGAUAACGAGACGCUGUCGCAGGUAGAUGUAGCGGAAGUGUCCGACCAGCUGGAGUCGCUGACAGGGAAGCACACGGCUGCGGAUAACGUGCCCGAGUCGUUGUUGCCGUACUCGGUGCUUGCUGUCAAAGAGUGGCUGAACUUCCGAGUAGCAGCAAUGGAGAUCGAAAGCAAACUGGCUGCUGGUCAGCCGUUCCACAUGCCAGUGCUGCUAUCCAAGUCGUCCUUGUAUGCGGAUGAUGAUUGA